Babesia bigemina is the source of this 828-nucleotide messenger RNA. RefSeq lists its product as hypothetical. The transcript has a single exon. Bases 1 to 828 code for a protein of 275 amino acids. The record is from RefSeq and is a predicted model, not a curated record. NCBI's taxonomy places the organism in Eukaryota, Apicomplexa, Aconoidasida, Piroplasmida, Babesiidae.
AUGCCAUCUGUUACAGUGGAUAUAAGGGACGUCAAAUUGAGUUGCAACUUGCCAUGUCGACCUAAUUCAUUAGACCGAUGCACGCUUGUAGAACCUCAGCAAUUCGUAAAGCAAUUUGCGCCAGAAAUGAUCACUGUGAAGAGGCUUAUUUGUGAUGACAUACGGCGUCAGUGUGUUAAUAAUACAAUUGAACACUUAUGUGAGGCACCUGUGACAUCAAUUCAUUCCCAUAUGGUCGACGUGUGGAGAAGUUGGCGAGACCCCGCAAGAGUAGAUACUUCCACAUAUCAGAAGUCUGAAACAUAUUCAGGCAGCACCGACCUCCGCAAAUCAGCGCUUAUUCCGCAAGAUUUCGGGGUUUGGGGGCUGAAAUAUUCGCCUUCCGACACCACGCAACGGAGUUAUCAUUUGAGUGGGAAGAGCAAGUCGGAUAAGGUAAGCGACCGCGGGUUCAAAUCUAAUCCGGCUGACUAUAUGGCCUCUCUACAGGCCGUGAAUGAGGGAAGGCAUAUGCCUGAUGAUGUUGCAAUUGCGGUUUGUGGGCUUUAUGGGAAGACUGCUACACUAGCAAAACGUAUCGUCGGUGCGGCUGAUUUGGUGGCACACAUCUACUCCAUAUCUGGCUUAAUACCGGAAACCGACGUAUCUCGUAAAUUUGUCGUUGCAGAUUUAUAUAACGUGGAGUUCCUCCAUGCCAGGACCGGACACGAAGUAGUACGGCCUCGUCUUUCAAACCCCUUUAGCCUAUACAGCGGAGCCUUUAACAGGACGGCGCUCGAGAAUUUAAGGGAGUGGCCUAACCUAGAUGUAUUGAAAAACCGGAUGUAA